This is a messenger RNA of Fusarium coffeatum, 708 nucleotides long. RefSeq lists its product as uncharacterized. Gene Ontology annotation, biological process: mRNA splicing, via spliceosome; protein modification process. The transcript has a single exon. The coding region runs from base 1 to 708 and encodes 235 amino acids. Gene Ontology annotation, cellular component: cytoplasm; nucleus. Gene Ontology annotation, molecular function: protein binding; protein tag activity. The record is from RefSeq and is a predicted model, not a curated record. Lineage: Eukaryota; Fungi; Ascomycota; Sordariomycetes; Hypocreales; Nectriaceae.
AUGACAGACUCACCACCUGCAGAGCCCCGAGCUCGCUCAAAAUCACCCGCUCCCAGAGACAGAGACGACCGAAAAGGUCGCGAAGACUCGUUCCGCGAAAACAGCGAGCGUCGCCAGCGCAGAGAUCGCAGCUGGUCCCGCGAUCGCAACCAGAACCGCGACCGAAGAGAUUCUCCUCCACGCAGACCCAGAGAACGAUCAAGAUCGCCAGUGCCAAAGCCCCGAGGCGCAGGUGGCUUUAGAUUCAAAGGAGACCGCCGGGAUAACGACCGAAACCGCGACUUCCGCAGACGGUCGCCGCAGCGACAUCGGGAUCGCGACGGGGGCAGGGAUCGCAAUUAUCGCCGAGAUGACCGUGAUGGUGAUCGUGGUGGACGAGAUAGGCCUCGGGAUGGGGAUAGAGAUCAACGGAGAGAGAGAAAGGAAAAGAAAGAAGAGAAACCCAAACCUGCCGUUGCCCAGGGAGGCGAAGAGAUGAUCAUCGUCAACGUCAAUGACCGCCUGGGCACGAAGGCUGCUGUGCCCUGUUUAGAAUCGGAUACUGUGGGCCAGUUGAAGCUCAUGGUUGCUGCGCGAAUUGGUCGUGACCCUGGCCAGAUUAUUUUGAAGAGACAGAGUGAGAGGCCGUUCAAGGAUCAUAUUACUCUUGGAGAUUAUGGUAUCUCAAACGGCGUGCAGCUGGACCUAGAGAUUGAUACCCGGGACUAA